AUGCUUUCAUACACACAACGCACCUCAAGUGUGUCGUCAGGCCAAAGCUCGCCAUACAACAGACCUAGUGUGGUCACAAGCACAUUGAUCGAUAGAAAGAGAUCAAAGAUCUCUUUUGACGAAAACUGCUGCUUCUGCGAAGAGCCCCUCUUGAAUGUUUUUGAGGGUGAGACACUGCUGGACAUGUCAUGCGGCCACCAUUGUCAUUUUGAGUGCUACUCCGAACUUUUCAGCUCUCCAAGUGGAGGUAAAACUACUGUCUACUGCCCGAUCUGCGGCACUUCCAAUACUUGCAAUGACGACGAGGUCAACGAUAGUAUAAUAAGGAACAGACUCUUGUCGUCCAGCUCUUGCGAGUUCAAUCAGGACAUUUUUGCAUCCACGCCGGCAACUUUAAUGAACCAAAUCACUCCACUGGCCCCUUUUCCGGACCCACUAACCCCCGCCACUCCAGUUCUGCCCUCCUUCCCAGAAUUCCCUCAACCCUCGCCAAAGACACAGCCUCUAUUUUACGACUCGCCCAUCAUUAGCACAUUCCCUUCUACGAUUUCUGCAACCCCUUCUUCGUCCGCUUUCCCUGCAGAGUCUUUAGCUGAGGCUAAAAUUGAGAUCAUACCAGAGUUCUCAAAGAUCAUUCUUGCCAACGAGCACGCAAUCCCAAAAUACUACGAUCUUUCCUGUGUCCUCAACAUAAAAUCUCUAGACUACGAGCCUUCCUUGUCAGAGCUUCCUGAAGACCGCAAGAAAAGAGAAUGGGACAGGAAGCAGGAAAUCUCAAAGGAAGUGAUCCACAACUUUGAGUCGAAACUGCAUCCAGAUUCGGAUCUUGAUGUUGCGAAGCUUGGUCAUCUCGUGCUAUUUGAUAUUUUUGUCAGUGUUUCAAUUGACGGCAACAGUUUCCACCAUCCGCAGGUGUACUUUUUCGAUCGGCGGCUUCUGAUUCUCAACGAAUCUGGAAAUGAGUUAAUCCAGAACAUAUACCUCAUGGACAAGCUGUCCACUGUGUUUGAUGACGAAUCCAAUUUAGAGAUCACGCUCAACCUUGCCAGCUUGAGUGUUCCUGAUGUUGAGCUGAAGAGUGAGAAUAAGCUUAUCCACGACAAGUGGCUGAAAUUGCUUUCCAGGAUUGUAAGAAGAGCACAACGGCAGCCCCGUGCAAAUCCUAACAAUCCGUUUGUCGCCGAGAACCCUUUUGACGAGAGAGAGUUUAGUCCAUCGAAUCUUUUUUCGAAGGAGUCGCUAUCUUUGUCAAAGGAGGUGCCAUUAAUUCAAAUGUCCACGAACGCAUGGGGCCUGUUGGAACGAAACGAAAAAGUCAUUCCAGAGGAGGUGCUCAAAUUCAACAAGCUUGUUUCCAAAGGACUGGAUCUUCCAUUGGGAUUUGUUAAACGGCAAGUUUCAAAACCAGACUCUGACCCAUUAAUUCUUAUUCUGGUCGUUCCAAUGGUGAACAACGGAAACAGUUGUCUGGAUGAUGCGGACUAUACAUCAGAGAUGCGCCAAUUAAUAACUCAGACUCUCGAGAGUUUGCAACCAGAAGACAAGCUUGGACUUGUUUUUCUAGGCAACAAACGUCCUGACUCGCUUUUGGGCAACUACUACGGAUGUAUGUCACCGCAUUGGGAAGGGUGGUCCGAGGUGAUUUCCAAUAUUGAGUGCUAUACUUCGACUGCUGGAGAUGAAGUGCAGAGCUCCGACUAUGAUAUGUGGCGAGAUGGCUUGAAGUACGUUUCUCUUCUUGCAACCACCGGCUUUCCAGAAGCAGGCUCACAUAUUCAUGAGAUCAUCUUUAUUAAUACCGAGCGGGUACAGACAGUCCACUACUUUGAGGAGAAUUCUACAGUCGAUCGUUUGUGGGGACGUUACAACAAGAAACCGCAGAAGAGUGUUAGCGAAAUGGUCACAACGCUCUGCGACAAACAUUGCGCAACGUUCCACUCUGUUUCGCUAUUUGAUGAAUACGCCUAUCACCCGCAAGAGUUAUUGGACCACUAUCAUGGGAUCAUGGGUUCGUCCAAGACACAUGUCAGACGCAGUGUGGAGCACCAUCUCGUUUUGGAUUUCGACAAUCUGCAACUUCUAAUUAAACGAUUAAUCAGCCAGUUUCACAACGUUUCCAUCUCUCAACUUCGAACGCGGAUUGAGGUCUGUGAAGGCGUGCGGGUGACGGAGAUCGAGAGAAACGGGCAGCUGGAAACGGCAGAUUUGAGGAGUUUGUUUGAGGUUGUCAAUCUCAAUAACAUACCGAGCAGCUUUGAAAAGUCCACGAUGAUCAAUGUGCGCAUUGAUUUGAGCUCGUUCACGGUGGAAGACCUCAAACAGGGACUCAAGGUCGAUUUGCUGAAAACGAUCACCAGCAUCAAUGUUCACUCCGGCAGAAAGCAGUUCAAGGGCGUUGCCAGCAUCAGGAUGUCGCUGGACAACGCAGUAUCGAAUGCGUCGACGAUGCCAUUGAACUUGCUGGUGACUAACGCGGGGCUCGAGAAGUCGCAGUUCAGUCUACCUAUAGUUGCUCGUCUUUCUGCGGUGAAGGAUGCUGUUUUCGUGAAGCGGCAGGUCGAGCUGCUAAUCAACAGCGUCUUGCUGUCUGAGGUGUUCAGCAAGAAGACGUACUGUCACAGCUCGAAGGAGGAGAUCCGCACGGCGCUCAAGAACAUGAUGAACAAGGUUUGGGAGCUGGUCAAAUCGUGCAACAGCUCAAACACGAGCAACAUGCGCAACAUCGAGGAGUGGUCGGAGACACUGAAUGACGAGGUCCAGCAGAUAAUCGACGGCUACUCCAUGAGAAACUACAACUUGAGCAAUUACUGCUGUGUAGCCAAAUAUUUCGAAUUUAUUUAA
This is a messenger RNA of Ogataea parapolymorpha DL-1, 2841 nucleotides long. RefSeq lists its product as uncharacterized. Lineage: Eukaryota; Fungi; Ascomycota; Pichiomycetes; Pichiales; Pichiaceae. The record is from RefSeq and is a predicted model, not a curated record. The transcript has a single exon. Bases 1 to 2841 code for a protein of 946 amino acids.